AUGGAUGUACGGAGGAGGAGGUCGGAGCCCCAACCUGCUGAGGGUGCUGAAGGGCCCGAUCAUGGAUCCCAAGAGGGAGCCGAUUCCAAAGCCCGCGAAGGUGAUGGAAGAAGAUUGAUGGCGAUUGAAGACGCCGCUGAUGCUGCCCGAAAAGGUGAAGCCAAGGAGGACGCCCAGACGGGAGCAAGAUUGAAAGAUUUCCCAAAGGGUGAAGCCAAGGAGGACGCCCAGCUGGGAGUAAGAACUGCUGCCCGAACAGGUGAAGCCAAGGAGGACGCCCAGACGGGAGCAAGACCAAAAGAUUUCCCGGGUGAAGCCACAGAGGACGCCCAAAAGGGAGUUGAUGAAGGAGCCUCGAGGACGACAGAAGCCCCGAGGACUGGCGGGAGUGUGGUGCCAAAUGGAGGAGAGGGUGUUGGGGGUGGGGAGACGCCAGGGAGGUCGUUUUUCACACCAACGGCAAGGGGAGGGAAGGUCACAGAGACCCCCAAAGAAGUAGCAGUCAUGGGACCAAGGGGGAAGCCUCAGUCCUUUGGGCCGCUGUUCACCCCUGAGCAAGCAGCCAAGAUGGAUGCGCUGCGAGCCCAAGCCCCACUUCUGGACACAGCACGAGCCAGAAGAGAAUGUGAAGAGGCUGCAAGGCCGAAGUUCCUGGAGGACGCACAGAGCAUCCCCAGGGUUGAGAAGUUCCUGGAGGAAUCACAGAGCAUCCCCAGGGUUGAGGAGAUGAAGUCCUACGAGCGAGAACUCGAUAGGAUGCAUGGCUUCAUGGAUGAUGUGAAGCUUCGAAUGGCAGAGCAGCAGGAAGAGAAGACCUUGCUGCAGAAGAUGUUGUUUGAGACCGCUGAGAACGAAGCUCACUGGCGCUCAGAGAAUGCCGAGCUUCGCAGGGUGGUUGAAGAGUUGAGGAGGCUGAGACCCCCAGAAGACGAAAGGAGGCUGAGACCCCCAACUGAGGGAAGAAGGCCGACGCCCCCACCAGGAGUUGAUGUUGAGGACAGGUGGAUGAAGACACCGUGUCCGCCCCAUGAGAUCGCCAUCCACACGCCGCCUUCACCCCCGGAAGAUCCCUUCGCCACGCCAGAGGAGCCCAGAAGUGAGGAGGUCAAGACCGGAGGCAGAGAUGGAGGAGCGGGUGGUGGAAUUAAGGAUGAGGAGAGAGAGAUGUCCAUGAAGGCACUCUUGGCAAUGAUGAGGAACAUGCAGGAGAUUCAGAAGAAGAUGCUCGAGAGAGAGCUGAAGGAUAAGGAUGAGGAGAAGGGAUUGGCAGGAGGUGUGGAAUGGGUGCGAGGACAGCCAGAACUGCCUCGUCUCCCACCAUGGCAUCAUGUCAAUGCCCCCAUUGACCUGAAUGACUGGCUGUCGUUGGUGGACCCCGUGAUGUCAGACCUCACCGCGACGAGCCUGAAGUGGUGGCAGCUGCUGGUCCAAGAAGCCCAGGCAUGGUAUGCCACCCACCAACAGAUGUCCCCGAUGGAAAGGAUCCAUCAUGAAGCCCUUCCCAGCAAAGAGCUGGAAGACCCAAGAUGGACGCGGCUUGAGCGCCGUGCAAGUAUGAUGAUGCUGCAGGCGGUGCCAGAGGCACAACGUGAGGAGAUGGUGAGCGCCAAACGCCUGACAGUGAUGAAGGUGUUGUGUCACCUGCUGGUGACAUAUCAGCCAGGAGGAUUGGCUGAGAAGGAAGUCAUCCUCUCCAAUCUGGAGAACCCGCCUGAAGCACAGACGGUGCCAGACGCACUGCAAGGGCUCCGGAAGUGGAUGAGAUGGAGAAGAAGAGCAGGUGAGUUGGCUGUGUCCGAGCCGGACCCGUUCAUCUUGCUAAAGGGGCUUGGCAAGGUGGUCAAGAAGAGCCUCGAGAUGAACAAGGAGCUGAGCUUCAGAGUGAGCCUGGCAAGGAACAACCUUCAGGUUGACAGCAACCCCACAUCCAAGUCGGUUGGUGCAUUUGCAACGCACCUGAUGGCCGAGUUAGAGCAGAUAGCACACCUUGACCCCCACACCGGCAUGCCCAAGAAGGCAACCCCCCCGAGAGAGCAGAACCCCCUGAAGCAGGAGCCCAGGCUGAAGAAGCUCGAAGGGAAGGAGGCUGGUGGAGGAUACAAAGGAGAUGGGAAAGGCAAGGAUGCCAGACCCGGAGACGUUUGCCGUUUCUUCCUGACGGAGCACGGCUGUAAGAAGGGCAAAGAUUGCCAAUGGCAGCACCAGGUUGAUGACCAGAAGAGGUGCUGGAACUGCGGUGGAAAAGACCACUUCGCAGAUAAGUGCCCAAGACCUUCGUUCAGAAAUCCCGAAGGGCAGAAGGAGUCCAAGGGUGAAGGAAAGGGUGCACGAAGCUUGAAGAAGAAAGAUGAAGAUUCCCCAGAUGGGAAGAAAGAGAAAGAAGAAGAGAAGCCAAAGAGAGAAGAUCAAGAUGCCGAGAGUGGCAAAGGACAGGUGAUCAAGGAGUUGAUGGAAGAAGCCAACAGGAUGCUCAGAAAGAUCACCAAAGAAGCAGACAGCAACAAGGAGACGAAGAUUGACCAGCUCCAGAAGCAGCUGGAUGAGCUGAAGUCCGUCAAGGUCCUCAGACUGGCAAGGCUUCAAGAAGGAGGUGCCAGAGGCCUUUUGGACUCAGGCGCAACUCACCCAUUGAGGGGGAGGCGCGAAGGAGAGAAGAUGAAGGGCUACAAGGAGGUGACAGUCUCCCUAGCCGGAGGAAAGGAGGCCACACUCCAUGUGACCAAGGAAGGCAUCAUGGUGGCCAAGAACCCAGGCACAGAGCCGAUCGUGCCAAUGGGGAUGGUGGUAGAUCUUCUGGGAUGUAGGGUUUCCUGGGAUGAAGAUGAAGUCCGUGUGACACAUCCCAAGAAGGGGAAACUGGAGGUGGUUCUUCGUGGAGGAUGCCCUGAAGUUUCAAGAGACGACGCCCUGAUGCUCAUCGAGGAGAUCGAGGAGAAGGUCCGGUCCAUCAGGCCGAAGACACCACAUGAGCAGGAGGAGCAACAAGCAAAGCAUGAGGAGAUGGAAUGGUUACAAAGGAUCCUGAAGGAGCACCCAGCCUUCAGGAAAAUCCCAGAAGAUCUGAGGAAGAAGAUCCUCGAACCACCAACAGAUGAUGUUGCCAUGUGUGGCAAUCGAAGACAGAGGAAGAAGUGGGCUAAAGAAGGCCUCAUUCUGCAUCUUUAUGCAGGUGAAGACGAAGGGUACACGUUCAGACGUGCCUUUCAUGAAGUGGGGGGAGACAAGAGUUUGGUCCUCGAGGUGGACUGUCUCCGAGACCCCAAGUGGGACAUGCUGCCUCAAGGCAAAGCAUUCCCGGCGCUGUUGCGCUUGGCACUCAAAGGUUGGCUGAAGAUGGUCAUGGGUGGACCCAACUGCCGUACAAGGAGCGUCUUGCGGCACAGGCCUCUCGGUGAAAAGGAGUGGGGACCAAGACCCCUGAGGAGUUGGCAUGAAGACCAGGAAUGGGGGAGGAAAGAUCUCACCGAAAAGGAGAGGCAGAGGGUCGAAGAAGAUGACAUCCUGAUGCUCAGGAUGAUCAUGCUGUUUAUCGUGGCGGAAGAAGUCCGGAAGGUGAACGGUGUGAAGACACCCACUCAGUUCGCCAUCGAACAGCCAGCGGUGCCAAAAGAAGAGGAGGUGGUAAGUUGGUGGAAGACUGGGAUCUGGAAGAUGAUGGUGAAGAUUUAUGGCUUCAAGGAGUCCACCUUCGACCAAUGGAUCCCAGGAGGAAAGAAGAGGGAGGUUGAAGGAAAGACCCCAGAAGAGCUGCUGAAGGAAUCAAGGCAGUUGGCCCGAUGGGCGCCUGGCAUGAUGAGAGCCCUGGCAGAGCAGGUGGUGGAAAAGGUCUGCGGCAGAAAGCCCAAGAUGAGACCACUCAGCUGGGACGAGCACGUCCGCGCAAACCACACACCCUUCAGAAGGGAUUGCCGCAUUUGCCAAGAAGCCAUGGCAAAAGCAUCACCACACCGCAAAGCAGGACAUGCCAGAGCAGGGGUGCUCUCUCUAGACCUGUCUGGACCCUUCAAGAGGGCCAAAGACAUUCUCAAAGGAACUCACGCCAAGUUCCUGCUGGUCGGGGUCUACACGUGGAUUGAUCCACGACCCGGUGGCCACCCUGCCCCGGAUGAAGAGGAGGUGGAAGUGCCAGACGAAGCACCAGACCUUGAAGAAGGGGAUGGGGAGGUGGAUCCAGAGAAGAGACCCAGAGGACGGCCAAGAAAGGAUGACCUGGCGAUGAGAAAAGAAGAAGAAGAAAGAAAGAAGUGGAAAGAAGAAGGAGAUGCCGAGAGAGCGGCAGAAGAGGCCCAGAGGCCACAGAGAGGAGAGCCCAUAGAGGGUGGAAUCUUCAAUGACACAGAUGAAGAAGACGCUGGCAGGGUGAGAGAGCCCGAAGCAGCACAAGAAGACGCUGGCAGGGUGAGAGAGCCCGAAGCAGCACAAGCAGAUGCAGGCAGGGCGAGAGAGCCCGAAGCAGCACAAGAAGACACACACAAGCAGCCAAAGCCAACAGAUGGCGAAGAAGAAGAAGAAGACGAUGGCGGGGUGAAGAUCCGAUAUUGCCGGAUGGUCCUACCCAUAGCGACGAAGCUCGCUGAGGACAUUGUAAGAGCAGUGCAGCUCUUCUACCUCCGCUUGAGGUCUGAAGGUUUUGUGGUGAAUCAGAUUCACACCGACAGAGGUGGUGAGUUUGACAACGUGAAGUUCCAGAAGUGGUGGGAAGCCAGAGCGAUCUUGAAGACAUGGACGCCUGGAGAUGACCCCCAAUGUAAUGGCCGAUGCGAAAGGGCCGUCCAAGAAGUCAAAGCCAAGAUCAGGGUCAUGCUCCUACAAGCAGGCCUUGGGGUUGACCAUUGGCCGCUGGCCGCAAGACACCUGAACGAAGCAUUACAAGUGGCCCGCCAAGACAAGAAGAUCACUUGGCCGCCAUUCUUUGCCAAGGUGCUGGUGAGGACGGUGAUGAAGAACGUCCAGGAGCCCAUCACCGAUGAGAAGUGGAUUGCAUUGGAGAAUGAGACCAAUCCAGUCCAGGUGAGAAGAAGGCUAAGAAGCAAGAUGACAGUCCGGCAGCUGAAGGCUCCCAAAGAAGAGGAAGAGGAGGAGGAAAGACGCGUGAAGAUGAGGAGGAUCCAAGAAGUGAUCCGAGAUGAGAUGGGCAGAGUCAUGGAAGAUGACGAAGCCAAUGUCCACAUCACCAUGAAGGAGCUCUGGAAGUUGAGGAAGUUUUCAGAGGAGGAAGCUCCAGAUGAAGUGCUCCAAACGAAGGUGGUGGGGAUGCAAGAAGUCAGAAGGGACUUCCCCAAAUGGAAGGAAGCGGUGGAGAAUGAGAUCAGGUCUCUGUUUGAGACGAAGGGUGCUCUCAGGAAGGUUUCGCCAGAGGAGAUGGAGGAGAGGAAGAAGAAGGGCGAGUUGGACAUCAUUCCGUCCAAGCUCGUAUGCACCUUGAAGCCUGAUCCCACCAAUCCAAAGGGGAAAAGAAAAGUCCGAAUUGUUGCCUGCGGCAACUUUGUGACGGCUGAAGGAGCUGACAAGAAUGAGCUCUUUGCGUCAGGCUCAGACGCCAUAGCCGUGCGGCUGGCUGUAGAUGAAGCAGCCAAAAGAGGAUGGUCCGGGAAGUCAAUGGACAUCCGAACGGCGGUCCUGAAUGCGCCGAUGGAGCUUGAUGAGGAGGCAGAAGAAAGGAAGCUGAAGGAGAAGGAAGAAGGAAAAGGGCCAGAGGCGGAACUGGGGGAGAUAGUGGAAGGAUUGGUGCUGGGAGACUCAAUUCGAGUCGUGGUGGAGGAGAUCAAAGAAGAUGAGGAGAAGAUGCUCCGCUGCACAGCACUCACAGACAAUCAGGCAGCGACCAGCAUCCUGUCUGACCCCCAUGGCAGUUGGAGGGCGAGAUACCUCCGAAUGAAGGCCAAGAAUGUGAGAUGGAGGAUUGAGAAGGCAGACUGGAUGGUGAUCCACGUCCCAGGGGCACAGAUGCCUUCUGACAUGGGGACGAAAGCCCUCUCAGCCCAGAGGUUUGAACUCCUGAAGAAGCUGGCAGGCAUGGCAGGACUGCCAAAGAAGGAGAAAGCUGAAGCCAAAGCUGAAGCCCAAGCCAAAGCUGAAGCUAAAGCCCAAGCCAAAGCUGAAGCCAAAGCUGAAGCCAAAGCUGAGGAGACAGAGGAGAAGACACAAGGGGCGAAGACGAUGAAGGUCAAGGCCCAGACAGAGGAGAAGCUCAAAGAAGGAGCGAAGAUCCUGCAGAUGAUCAUGCUGAUCUCUCAGCUGACGCAGACAGAAGCACAGCCAGGAGAUGAAGAAAGAAGGCCAUAUGGUCCUGACUGGAUCUUCCUGGUGCUGCUGGCAUUUGCAGCACUAGGCCUGGUGGCGUGCAUUCGCUGCACGGUGUUCUUCGUGCAGUGGCUGAUGGUGAGGAUCCGCCUAGCAGAGGCGAAAGACCGCAUCCGAGCACGGCAUGCGAGGGAUGUGGAGAGACAGCAGCAGAAGGAUGAAGAAGAAGAAAGAGAGGAGGAAGAAGCGCUGUGGCGAAGAGUGGCAGAAGCCAGGAGUAGCCACGCCGCUGAAGCGAAAGCCCAGCCAAAGAGGCGAGCAGCCAAGGCGAAGAUGAAGCCGAAGGCGAAAGCGAGGGCAGCAGAAGAAGAAGAAGAGGAAGAAGCCCGAAGAGAUCGGGAAGAGCUGCGACAGAGGUCUAUGGCAUGUGACCUGGGGUUUAGCCGUGGAGCAGCCAGCUCCGCUACCAGCAGCAUGCCGCUGUUGGGUGGUGGGAUGAUGAUGGAGGUCGAGCUCGACCCCAACGAAGAGCCGGCCAACGUGGUGGGAAAGGGUGACCUGAUGGCCGCCAAAGGAAAAGGGAAAGGAAGCCGAGAUGAUGGUGGAGGUGGAAAAGGAAAGAAGGGCGGCGAUGAGGGGUUUAGGAACCGGGCCUUUAAGGAGAUUACCUUGAAGUCUGACAAGACUGCCCGAGUACAAAGGCUAAACCAUCGGCGAAAGCAGAUGUACAAGGGCAAUGGCGGCGCGGGGCUUGGCCGUGAGGUGGUUGCGACCAUUACGCGCCAGCAAGGCAGUAUGAAAAAAACACAGCAGGUGCUUGAACGGUUCGUUCAGACAUCGUUCAGACCGUGGAAGGUUCGUUCGAGGUCGAUCAGAGCCGAGCCUGAGCUGAAAGACUCUGAAAGUCGACCGACCAAAGGCCUGGCCUGCUGUGCAAUGUCAAUGCCUGGCCACAAGCGACAUGUCACAGGAAUGGCAGCCAGCCAAGAUGAGCUGAAGAAACAGGUUGGCUACAAAGCGGUGGACGACUAUGUGAAGAGUGGCAUGGUCAUUGGCUUGGGGACCGGCUCCACGGCGUACUUCGCCGUGGAGCGCGUUGGUCAAAAGUUACGAUCGGGUGAGUUGAAGGAUGUCGUGGCUGUGCCAACCUCCAAGCGAACCCAGGAGCAAGCGGAGAAGCUUGGGAUCAAGUUGGCGACGUUGGACACGCAACCGAAGCUGGAUGUGGCAAUUGAUGGCGCAGAUUCGGUGGACAAGUCACUGAACCUCGUGUGCCACAGCCAUGUUAAGCGGGGCGAUCCAGGAUCGACGCUGGCAGGUUGA
Molecule: messenger RNA, 7566 nt
Organism: Cladocopium goreaui
Lineage: Eukaryota; Dinophyceae; Suessiales; Symbiodiniaceae
Source: the annotation of a GenBank genome assembly